GUUAUUUUAAGCUGAAUUUCCGUCCGCAGAAGAAGAAGUGCCUCACUCGUUGGAUAGAUCGGACUCAGUGAACUUGCACAAUUUCUGGUGUUAAACCUUUGUUAGAAACCUACGCCAUAACGAACCAUAGAAAUGGCAAAAGUUCCCGCAGUCGGCAUUGAUUUGGGGACGACGUAUUCGUGUGUAGGAGUGUUCCAGCAUGGAAAGGUUGAUAUUAUUGCGAAUGAUCAAGGCAAUCGGACAACACCAUCUUAUGUGGCUUUUACCGAUACCGAGCGGCUUAUUGGUGAUGCAGCCAAAAAUCAAGUAGCAAUGAAUCCAAAUAAUACCAUUUUUGAUGCGAAACGGUUGAUCGGUCGUAAGUUUGAUGAUCCAACGGUCCAGAGUGAUAUGAAGCACUGGCCGUUCGAAGUAAUAAGUGACGCUGGUAAACCGAAACUGCAAGUGGAAUAUAAGGGCGAGAAAAAAUCAUUUUUCCCGGAGGAAGUCUCAUCGAUGGUGCUCAUUAAGAUGAAGGAAACUGCUGAAGCUUACCUUGGGAAAAAUAUUGCAAAUGCUGUUAUAACAGUACCUGCGUACUUUAAUGAUUCUCAGCGUCAAGCAACAAAGGAUGCAGGUGCAAUAGCUGGCUUGAAUGUGCUACGUAUCAUCAACGAACCGACAGCUGCCGCAAUUGCGUACGGGUUGGAUAAAACAGGCGUGGGUGAGCGCAAUGUUCUUAUCUUUGAUCUUGGCGGCGGUACCUUCGACGUUUCUAUCCUCACUAUUGAGGACGGUAUUUUUGAGGUCAAGUCCACAGCAGGCGAUACACAUCUAGGAGGAGAAGAUUUCGAUAACCGAAUGGUCUCACAUUUUGUGGAAGAGUUUAAACGUAAGAAUAAGAAGGACAUCUCAACCAACAAACGAGCAUUGCGUCGUCUGCGUACGGCUUGUGAACGUGCGAAGCGCACUUUGUCAGCAUCAACCCAGGCAAGCAUUGAAAUCGAUUCGCUUUUCGAAGGGAUUGAUUUCUACACUUCGAUGACGAGAGCCCGUUUUGAAGAACUCAAUUCAGAUUUGUUCCGUGACACGAUGGAACCAGUGGCUAAAGCCCUACGGGACGCCAAGAUGGAUAAAGGUAAUAUACACGACAUAGUUUUGGUUGGUGGUUCAACUCGGAUUCCGAAGGUACAGAAACUUCUGCAGGAUUUCUUCAAUGGGAAGGAAUUGAAUAAAUCCAUCAACCCCGAUGAAGCUGUCGCAUACGGUGCUACAGUACAAGCGGCAAUCUUGCAAGGUGAUACUUCGGAGGCGGUCCAGGAUUUACUUUUGUUGGAUGUCACGCCACUGUCAUUAGGAAUCGAAACGGCUGGAGGAGUAAUGACCGUUCUGAUCAAGCGAAAUACCACGAUACCGACGAAGCAAACCCAAACAUUCACUACCUACUCGGACAAUCAACCUGGCGUUCUGAUUCAAGUCUUUGAAGGAGAACGGGCCAUGACGAAAGACAACAAUCUUCUUGGAAAAUUUGAACUCAGUGGUAUUCCACCUGCUCCGCGCGGAGUGCCACAGAUUGAAGUCACAUUCGAUAUUGAUGCCAACGGUAUCAUGAAUGUAUCUGCUAUUGAGAAAUCGACUAACAAAGAAAAUCGUAUCACAAUCACUAACGAUAAGGGACGUCUAAGUAAAGAGGACAUAGAUCGUAUGGUGAAUGAGGCGGAAAAGUUCCGCAACGAGGAUGAGAAGCAACGCGAAAAGAUUUCCGCCAAAAAUUCUCUUGAAUCAUAUUGUUUCAACAUGAAGUCAACUAUGGAAGAAACAAGUAUCAAAGAAAAGAUAUCCGAAGCGAACAAGACACUUAUUCUGGACAAAUGUAAUGCGACUAUUUCGUGGCUCGAUGCAAACCAGACGGCGGAAAAGGAUGAGUUUGAGCACAAACAAAAAGAACUGGAAGCCGUCUGUAAUCCAAUCCUUCAGAAAUUGUAUCAAGGUGCUGGCGAAAUGCCGACAGGCGGUAUGCCAGGAGCAAGCGGGCCUUCACCGACCUCUGGUGCUGGUCCGACGAUUGAGGAAGUGGAUUAAUAUACUACACAUAAAUACUUUUUUUGACAAUAAAAUUAAGGAA
Molecule: messenger RNA, 2104 nt
Organism: Anopheles darlingi
Lineage: Eukaryota; Metazoa; Arthropoda; Insecta; Diptera; Culicidae
Product: heat shock 70 kDa protein cognate 4-like
Exons: 3
Coding region: 133-2061 (642 amino acids)
Biological process (GO): cellular response to unfolded protein; vesicle-mediated transport; protein refolding
Cellular component (GO): cytoplasm; plasma membrane; nucleus
Molecular function (GO): ATP binding; misfolded protein binding; heat shock protein binding
Source: RefSeq, a predicted model, not a curated record